Stegastes partitus (bicolor damselfish) is the source of this 1447-nucleotide messenger RNA. RefSeq names its product B-cell receptor CD22-like. Lineage: Eukaryota; Metazoa; Chordata; Actinopteri; Pomacentridae. The transcript has 6 exons. The coding region runs from base 94 to 927 and encodes 277 amino acids. The record is from RefSeq and is a predicted model, not a curated record.
CCACAGAGACUUUAAUAAGAGCAGAUUGUCAGUCAGCAGCUGAACCAUCAGAGCUGCCGUUUCAGUUUGAAGUCGAAGAAAACAUCAGAAGACAUGAAGCCUCUCUGGUUCCUCCUCCUGUUUCUGCUGGCAGGUGCAGUGGGUCAGUCUGUGAAGUAUAAAUACAGAGAUGUGUGUGCAGCACAGGGAUCCACGGUCACCCUGCCCUGCACCUUCACCCCAUCUACUGGAGCAACGAUCAUCAGAGCGAUCUGGUGUAAGAACCAUGAGAUCUGUCAGGGUCACACUCCGUCUGUAUACGACAGCGAGUCUGCAAACAACAGCCCUGUUUACAAAUACCUGGGAGACAAGGAGGAAAACUGCACUUUACAGAUCGAAAAAGUACAGAAGAGCGACAACGCAACCUUUCGCUUCAGAAUGGAAGCAAAUGUGCCAAGCGGUCAUUUCACAGGACGAUCAGGGGUGAAAGUCAAUGUUGUUGAACCUGUAAUGGAAGUGAACUCCAGCAGUGACACCAAGUUUGAAAGAGGUGAAACUGUCACUUUGCACUGCACUUCACGCUGCUCCUUCCACCAGCUGGAGGUCUCCUGGUUCAAAGAUGGCAGCAUCCUCUCAGGAUCUGGCACCGCCCUCCAGAUCGGCCCCCUGACUGCAAGCGAUUCUGGGAACUACACCUGCACUCUGAGGGCGAACAUGAACUCGCUUUCGGCGCCGUUCAGUCUACAGCUGGAAGGAGGAGAAUCUGGUGGAACACUGGAUGAGAUGGAGGUUUCUCGUGUGGUUCUCUUCACUCUGCACACGGUUCUCUUAGUCGUUGUAGCGUUGGUUGUCAUCAAAAGAACAUUGCUUGCAAGAAAACUGCAGCAGAAAGCUGAAGGAAGCAAAACAGCAGCUGCUGCUGCUGGUCAUGCACAAGCCACGCCGUAACACUGUCCUGUGAUUGUGUUUAAUUUGAUUUGUCUGUUUUUCCUUGUUAUAAGUUCAUAUAGUUUAAUGAAUUUAAUUCCGCUUCACAGCCCUCAUCAAAUAUAUGGUUUACAGAGAGCAUCACAUCAAUGGAAUUCAAAACCACAAUCAAUUACAGAGUCAUCGUCUUAUUUAUUUAUCUGUUUACAAUUUUAAGAAAAGGCUCAUUGAGAACCAACAACAGUGAUGCUGUUAUCCUCCACAUUUAAUAAUAAUUAGAAUCAUAAUAAAUCUGUGUUUUUGACUGAGUUGUGUUGUAUUUAACUAUUUUGUUCAAUGUAUAUGCUUUUAAUUUGUGUUGUGUGAGCUUUUAUGAGAACAUAGACUGAAUUACCUGAUAUACAUGCUGUACUAUAACUGUUCACUUUGUCAGAAGGGAUGUACUGUAAAAAUGAGCCUUCUGGAUACCUCAGGUACAUUUAUAUUUAUUUGCAUGUUGAUAAUCUCUUAAGUGACCAAAUAAAAACGUUAAAUACUUUUA